UAUGUAUUGUGUAUGGUGUAUUAAAUAUAAAUUUUGCAAGAUUAAAUGUAUAUUAGUAUUAUAUACAUAUAUUAUAUAUACAUUAUUCUUCACUGAACAGUUAAAAUAUGCUUUUUUGCCUCGGAAAAUUAUACAUUUUUUCUCUCUCAUAACUUUCUAUUAUUUUAUUAAUCGACAUCGCAUUAUCCUGCGCUUUUUACUAAAGCAAUAAUAUAUUAAUAACAAAAAAGAAACACAUUAAAUUUGAAGCUAAAAUUAUUCAUUGCUUCAUAUUUUCUCAUGAAGAA
This is a messenger RNA of Rhizophagus irregularis DAOM 181602=DAOM 197198, 287 nucleotides long. Lineage: Eukaryota; Fungi; Glomeromycota; Glomeromycetes; Glomerales; Glomeraceae. The record is from RefSeq and is a predicted model, not a curated record.